AUAAUAUUCAAUUUUGAAUCGCAAUAUGCGCACGCAUUGUUAGGGUUAGGUUGAACUUAUGACGUGCGCGAUCUGUGCAAUAUAGUUGCGCGUCUUCAACGUUAAUUAUUGUCUUAUUAUUGCUUGCGGGCGUCGGCGAAAAUUUUACUUUUGGCUUCUCAAUGUACUUUAUGGAAAAGGGGAGAAACAUGAACUGAUCGUUAACUGUAAUUCAAAGUUGAAAUUAUUAUUUGCGAUCUCGAAAUAACAGCGUACGACCAGCUAGUUAGUGUAUCAGCUUUGUGCUUGUCUAUCAUCAUGUCCAUUCGUCGUAGGACUGAUCCUUUCAUGACACAACGAAUAUGGGAUGCUAUCAAAAUAACUGUACAUCAGAGAAGUUUACCAAAUAAUGAUCGCAUGGUACGACAUUUAGCUCGAGUUUAUGGAAUUACAGAACAAGAGGCCCAAGAAGAAUUAAAUAAAGCAGUAUAUGAUGGACUUGUUAAUUUAAAGAAAGUACCAACAAAAAAUGGUAUAGAACAAGAGAGUUACAGAUUACCAUCAGAUAUUAUACCUAAUGAUGGUCACGAUUGGUAUUGCUACAAAUGUCAAAAAGCAGGAACUGUAGAAUGUUGUCAACAAUGUCAUAGAGUUUAUCAUCCUGAAUGUCAUGUAGCUAGUAACAUUAAAUUGAAAAUAUGUAAUUUUUGUGAACAAUAUUUGUUACAGAACAUAAAUAAUGAUACAUAUCCGGACAAAAUUGAUCUCAACCACAUUCUGAAUUUUACUUGUGGUCAUUUGAAAGCAAAAUUACCACCAGAAAUUACAAAUCGUACUAUCGUUUUUAACAAUGAUCCUAUUGUUACACCAAGUAAUAGAUAUUCAGGCACAACUUAUACUAGUGAAGGAGAAGAUGCAUGGCGUCCAGGUGUUCUUAUAAAACACCACAUGGACUUGGCAAUCAUGGAUUCAAAAAUUAAGAAAAAUGAAUAUAAUAAUCUUGCUGAGUUUCAAGCUGAUGCACACAACAUACUACAUAAUAUCAUUGUAUAUCAUGGAGCUCAUAGCAUAAUAGGAGAAAUGGGUAAUACAAUGUAUCAAGAUUGCUGCUACGAUCUUCAAGAAAUUCGCCGCUGUGCCGACUGCUAUAGGAUAUCAAAUGAAAAAUCAGAGAAACUGUGGUUUUGUAUACCCUGCAAUCCACCACAUCAAUUAGUUUAUGCAAAACAAAAAGGAUACCCCUACUGGCCAGCUAAAGUGAUGCAAGUUAACGGCAAUAUUUAUGAUGUCAGAUUUUUUGGAGGUCAUCAUAUGCGUGCCAACAUCGAACAAAUGUUCAUUCGUCCGAUUACCACCAGUCUGCAAAGUUUACAGCCUUCGGAAAAAGGAAAGUGGAAAGAAAUGAAGAUAAAAAGAUCCACUGCUUGGAACAGAGCAUUUGAUGAACUGAAGCAUCAUCAGAAUUUGCUGCUAAAGUUGGGCAAGAGCAUCGAGGAUUUGAACAUCGACGACGGUGGCGAGGGUCCAAAACCAACUAAAAUCCGAAAUAUAGAGUCAUCAAGUUCAAAAAAUACAACGGGAAGUCCAGGCAAACAACUUUUUAAGGAUUUAAGGGUUAAAGUAGAACGUCUCAGUUCGGAUGGUCAUAAUGAUGUACCACCAAACCAGGAAGAAACCGUACAUAAUGAAAAUUCUUCAAAAACUAAAGCUAAAAGCGAAGAAAGACAAGUACCCUGUUUGCCAGUGGCAGAAGAUGAACCUGCAAGAGAGAUAUGCAGUACGUGUCCUCAAGGCUUGAAGAAAGAAGGUUCUCAAGAAGAUAUGGUUACAUCUAGCUCUCAAGAACCAAGAACAAAAUGUGUUCUCAUACAGACGGAACAAAUACAAACAGAAACAGUACCUGCAAAGAUAAAAAGGGAACGGAGAACAUCGGAGCAACCUACCACUACAGCAUUGGAAAAGCUACGUCGUGAAUUAGAACUGGAGAAAUGCAAAGAAUUGGAAAAAUUACAAGCCGAACAUGCUAAAGAAUUACGACAAUUAAAAGAUAGACACCAACAAAUUAUAUCGGAAAUAAAGAAGAAACAAUGGUGCUAUAAUUGUGAAGCUGAAGCAAUAUAUCAUUGCUGUUGGAAUACCGCAUAUUGCAGUACUGAUUGUCAACAAGUCCAUUGGCAGCGUGAGCAUAAAAGAGUUUGCCGACGCAAACGUUAGAUUGAGGUGCAAUAAGUGCGAUGAUAUUACAAAAUUUAUGAGAAAGAAAUU
This is a messenger RNA of Frieseomelitta varia, 2244 nucleotides long. Its product is annotated as zinc finger MYND domain-containing protein 11. The record is from RefSeq and is a predicted model, not a curated record. NCBI's taxonomy places the organism in Eukaryota, Metazoa, Arthropoda, Insecta, Hymenoptera, Apidae. The transcript has 8 exons. Gene Ontology annotation, biological process: regulation of transcription elongation by RNA polymerase II. The coding region runs from base 298 to 2193 and encodes 631 amino acids. Gene Ontology annotation, molecular function: transcription corepressor activity; protein binding.